This is a messenger RNA of Gloeophyllum trabeum ATCC 11539, 7221 nucleotides long. RefSeq lists its product as uncharacterized. Gene Ontology annotation, biological process: cell morphogenesis. NCBI's taxonomy places the organism in Eukaryota, Fungi, Basidiomycota, Agaricomycetes, Gloeophyllales, Gloeophyllaceae. Bases 1 to 7221 code for a protein of 2406 amino acids. Gene Ontology annotation, cellular component: site of polarized growth; cell cortex. The transcript is spliced from 9 exons. The record is from RefSeq and is a predicted model, not a curated record.
AUGAGUUUCGAAGAUGUUCAGAUCACUAUCCCAGACCUGGACGAUGAUGCGCUCUACUCUACACCAAUACCUUUUGGGCGGACUCCCGGUGGCAGUGGCUUUGGAUAUGGCGGGAUGGGCUCGGGGCAAGAGUCACCGACUGCCAUGACCCCUUUGGCUCUUCCUGAACGAGCGGAGAAGAGCUAUUUUCACUCCCGUAACGACUCUGUGGCGUCUGAGGACUCUUCCCAGUCUUUCUCUACGCGGCAUACGACGACUGGCAAGACGACCGCCGCGUUCGGUCAUUCCGCCUCAGCUUCCAUUACUACGACAAAUACGACGACUAGUGGUCCCUCAUUCACGAAGAAGCCCUCCUUUGCUUCGAUCCGCAAUGCUUUCAAGAGCGGCAAGUCUAGUGAUGCUCCCCCAGUGCCCCCUCUCGAUAAAGAGGCCUAUCCUGUGCUGAAGAAUCCUUUCAACCGAUCGAACUCCUCUCUGGCUCAUGCAACCCCUUCGCGGCGACCUACCGUGACUGCUAGCCCGUCCGCCGCACGACCUCCGACACCUGGUGGUGAUGGACGACACUACCGUGGAGUCACUGCCAAGUCGAAGGGACAUGCGUCUGCUCGUUCUCAACACUCUUAUACCGGGUCUAUAUUCCAUAGUUCUGAUACCGGGAGCGACGUUGGCCAUGGAGGAUCUUCGUCUCCCCCUCCUUUGCCGCCUAUGCCUGACGUGUUUUCGAGUCAACCGUCGCGCGGGGAGACACCACCACUGGAAUUCGACGACAAUAUCGUGAUUGAACCUCGCACACCGGCUGAAUACGCGCUUCACGCAAUCUUCAUGCGAUUCGUCGCGUCUGCCGAAUCUAAGAUAGAUGCCUUUCUCAAGGAGCCAUUGGAUCACGAUCCAGCCUUGGAAGAUUUCAUGGGCCCAGGAACUGAUUCGAAAUUUGAUGAGCUACUGAAUUCCUUGGGCAAAGUCGCGCAUAAGAAUGCAAAGCCUGUGAUAGAUUCUAUCAUGCGGUGGCGGAGAAGCCAGAACGGUGACAUGAGUUCGGAAGUCAUGCGGACCCACCUGUCUCAAUCGCCUUCGGCCGGUCGCGGAGUGAAGAUGCAAGACAGCAGGUUCAUCCUGGCAGAGCGCAAAUCUUUGGCGUCGGUAUAUGUCAUGUGUCGCGCCCUCAUAGCCGUUAUGCAGUCCAUAUCCAAGGAUGCUCUGAGUGACGUCGUUGGUUACGAGCUUGAAGAUAUCACGUUUGAGCAAUUCAAGACGCCCUAUCUCAAGCUACUAAAUCAAUCCGGGAACCAUAAGACGAACGCGGAGCUAUACGCGACUUUGUUAGGCCUCAUUGCAAACGUCAGGUUUGAGAGCGUCACGGCCAAGUUCUUGUACGAAUUGCAACCAGUCGCUGCUGGUCAAGUGCCGAAGGACCUCGACAUGAAGUAUGAAAGUCUGAUCCGGGGACUGCGACACGUACAAAUCAAGGUUUGGCCUCCAGAAGCUUUCGAGGAAGGCGCAGAGUUCUUCGAGUCGCUCUCGAAGUCUUUCGCGAACGCACACGGGUUUCGUCUGAAAUCGGCCUUCGCGGAGACUCUUGUGCAGAUACUGCAUCCGAUCGGCAAGACAGCUCAAGCCGAGGUCAAUCAUCCUGACUGGGCAAAAGCCAUUGAAGCGGUCUAUCCGAGAGCGAAGGAUAUGAUGGGCAAGCCGCGUUACUGGCACGUUGCAUAUCCGUUAGCUAUCACCAGUCUGUGUGUAGCCCCUCAAGAGUACUUCCUUCGAAACUGGAUGUCAUGCUUUGAGGCUGGGCUCGCCAAGAUUAAGGACAAACCUCACCGCGCAGCCGUCAUGAAUGGCUCAAUGCGACUGAUAUGGACAUAUUUGUAUCGAUGUUAUGAGCCGACUUCCACAGCGACAUCCAAGCUCGAGUCUUUGCUGAAGCACUUCUUCCCACUCAAUCGACAGUCUCUACCACCUCAUGACGACCAUCUGGAGCCCUUCAUUCAUAUAGUACAUUUCGUACUAUCCCGGCACUUCGAUUGGGGAGCGGAAUUUUGCUUGGAACUGAUGCAGGAACAGAUGAUCAAUGGGUCCUCUCUGACCAACCUGAUCAGUGUCCUUUCACCGGAGAGGCUCACUAUCAGCGUCAAAGCUAUCCUGCUCUCCCUCAGUCUGGUAGAGAGAGAGGAGAGGGCGCCGUCCUGGCCCAGUAAUCCGGACUUCUCUGCGAUUAUCACCUCUGGGGACUAUCCCACUUCUUCUGGUUUUCUUGCUGAGUCUGUCCUGCAGAAGUCUGGUGUGCAAGACUUGGUCACACGGUGCUCAUCUAUCCUUGCACACAUUGCCGGAGUCAGCGCCAACGCCAUCAUUCAAAUGUCGGUUCUCGACGAUCAAUGGUCAGGGGCGUCGCGUCUGACACAAGCCUACGAAGAGGCGCACAUGUACGCCGUACGACGAACUCCGGAGGGCCUUGUCGCAUAUCCGAUCCAAUAUAUUCCUCAGAUUGGAUUCCUCCAGACUUGUUUCGAGUCUUGGCCCCGGCUGUUGCACUCGAGUCUUACCGUGGAUGACUCACUGGAUAUGCUCAUAAGGGGCGUCGUCCACGUUGAGCCUAGCCUUGCGGAAGCUGCUUCUGGUGCUCUGCGUCGCUUCAUGGAGAGUGAUGAGCACGCCUUGUUGGUCCUAUCGCGGUUCUCUAGGUUUCUCUUCGGGGCGCAUUCUAUUUCUCAAGAGGGCUCUGGAUUAAAGCUGACCAUCGAAAGUACACGGUUGCGGAAACUCUGGACAAGUCUCAUUGAUGGCUGGAUCCACGGGAUUUUACAGCAACCUCUCGAUUCUGCUCCACAGGAUAGAGAAGAUCUGGCUGCAACUUUAGACGAAUUGGAGUCCGGUGCUCUCUUCCUGUUGACUCAUGUUGAUCAACGGAUUCGCAGCGCAGGGGUUGAGGUCCUGCGUGCCCUGAGACUGUUGGUCGACCGCAUACUAGCUGAACCAUCAUCUUCGCAGUCUGAGCCGCGUCCCGCCCGCAUGCUGCAUCUCUUACACGGCGAACUGCCGAGCAAGUCUUAUCUGGAUGGCUACGAUAAUCUCAUCAAAAGAGACGAGGAGCUGGAUCGACUGAGUCAAUGGCGGCGAUCACAACGAGUCGAUAUUCCUCUGCGAAUGGCUGACAGUGCCGAUGCCAGAGACUAUGCGGUAUGGGAGCAGGUAUACCCCACGCUGAUUCGUCUCGGCUCCAGUUCCUAUUUUUUUUCCAAGGUUCUUGGAAAGUUUCGUGAGGCCGUAGCGGCCGGUGCGGGCCGUUACCAUCCUUUGAUGGCAGCUAUAGCGGGGAUCAACAGUAGAGCGCAGACCGGUCUGCCUAAUCGUAACCAAUCUGGAGGCGAGAAGGAAGGCGGGAAGCUUGUCUUUGACAACAUGGAUCACAUCAGGCAAUGGCGGAUGUGGAUGAUCAUCAUCUGCAAAACGGCUGCUUCGGACACUCGUACCGCCGUGGUCAACCGCGAGCACGCUAGGGUGCCCUCAGAGGCUAACUUCGAUCGUGAGCGGUUAACAACUACUCGUGGCCUUUUUAGACUGCUGGCCCCCUUUCUGGAUUCUGAACACACGGUCUUCCGCGACGCCGCGGUUCUGUCUAUCAGUUCUUUCCCUUCUGAGGGCUACACUCAACUUCUAGACGAUCUCAAUAACCUGGCAGCACGUCAAUUCUACGACGACAGAUUCAAGAUGAACACCCCACCUGCACCGUCUCGCACAAGGAGACAGGAGCGUUUCUAUGCUGCUGUUGCCCGCAUCUACUAUUUGACGGCGCAUCUGAUUCUCGAUCAGCGGGCCGCUGCCAGGCAGCCUGCGUUAUCCAAUAUCCUCAAGUUCGUACGACACACUCAGGCGUUUCUCACUAGCCCCGAGUCGCGUGAUAAGUACAUGCUCCAGCGCCUGCGACGCUACUUCUGUGGCGCCGUCGAGAGACUGUUUGAUGGCAUGUCUACUUUGAAAGACUCUGAUCGGUUUGUUCCAUACAGGAUGCAUCUCCACCUGUAUCGACUCUGUGAGGACUGGUGUCAACUAGGGCCACAAUCGGAGGGUGUGAGACAACGGCUGAUCUACAUGCAACGGGCCGCGUCAGAUGUGCAUGAUCCGCAGAAGCAAGCCGAGGGUGUAAGACGAUUCCAGACUGAAACGAAAAAGCUUUCAAAGGCUGCAAUAGGUGCAAUGGCGUCUGUAUGCGCGAAGGCAUUCUUUCCUCCAGAGGUUUCUUCUGGGUCACCGACUGAUAAUCACGGUCAAGAGCCCGUCAAGCCUUUAGAUGCGGCGUCUACGCUGGAUCGAUGGACCUCGAUACUAGCUUCUUUUGACCCAUCUGAUCAAGCGUACGCGAAGAAAGCCCUACGAACACUUCUAGGUUACCCCACGCAUGAUGCCACUCUGAUGGAGGAAGCCUUACGCCGAGCUGUCGUUCUCUCCAAAGACCUUGACACCAGCAAUGCUCGCUUUUUCGAGAUCGUUGCAGAGGUAUUAUGCGCAGUUCCCACCCAUGGUUUCUCUUUCAGCCAGAUCGUAUGGCUGGGAUUGUCGAAUCUCUGUCACGAUCUUGUCGAAAUACGCCGUCUGGCCCUCAACGUUCUUGGAGUUGCUCAUGAACAAUGGUCCGGGAUAUUAUCAUUGGAUAGGUUCGAAGCAGCCGUAGGCAGCCUAGCGCCGAGUACUUAUCUCCACGCCCAUCGCCUCGUCUCCGACGUCCUUGCAGGCGAACAUCCCCAGUAUGCAGGCCAGGUGCUUAGUCAAUUCGUGACAUGGAUGCCCCGAGUUCUGGACGGUGUUAUGGGGAAGACCAAUCUGCUCCUGCUUCAAAGUCUGGAAUACUGGAUAUCUAAUAUCGAUCUUUUGCCCGAUGACAAGGCCCAUCUUACGACCGAAGGUCGAUCUUCUCUGUAUAACCUGAUUUUCCUCACCCUCCGCUACAGCACUAGCCACGCAGAGCAAGUUCUCAUGCUUUGGACUCGACUAGUGGAUAGUCCUCAUCAACACAAUGGACAUGCAGCUAUCCGGUUUUUACUCGAGCAGUCGCACAAAGUGGGAAGCAGUGUCUAUGUUGAUUGCGCCAGCAAGGUGGUCGCUUGCUUAUCCCAAAGUGUCGUAGGCCGCCAGAUAUUCGAAGAUUUGUGUGGUAUCAUUGAGCCUGCACGAAUGCUGCCUACAAUCGAGCACAAGCUCGCAAUACCGUCUGCAGAGGAGCUUGAACUCUGGUCCGAUUUAGAUGCCCUCUUCUCCGAACAGCCUCGACUGUCUCUCGGUGCUGGCCAAUUUGCCAUGCUCUUCCUGGCAGACGUUGCUCUGGAACGACAAUGGGAGCAGCAAACUCAGUUACCGGGGUUACUCCACGCCCUGUUUGUGCAUAUCGAUCACCGCGUUCCAUUCGUUCGACAGCGUACAAGGCAAAUGUUGUUUCAAUUACUCCGUACAUGGAUCCCGGGUUACGACGAGCUACAUGAACGCUCAGCAUACUCCGACAGGGCUUCUCUUCGAUCUACGAUAGUUGAGCUGGAAAAGGAAUCGGGAUCGAUAUUCUGGCGGGACGACGAACCUGCUGCACAAUCUCAGCCCAAAAUGAAGACGUUAUGUACCCAAGUCAUCAGCAUUCUAGAGCCUUUGCAUCCGAACCUUGCGGAUAAAUGGGGUUCACUUGCCUUGACAUGGGGAACGGGAUGCUCUAUCAGAGCUAUCGCCUUUCGGUCUCUCCAAGUAUUUCGUGCCUUGAUGCCGCACGUGAGCAAGUCCGACCUCGCUCUGCUGCUUGGACGCUUGUCCAGCACAAUUUCAGAUGAAGAUGAGAACAUACAGAACUUCUCAGCCGACCUCAUCCUUACGCUGAGCGCCAUAUCGGGGUCAGACCACUUUGACCGGUCAUCCUUGCCGCAAUUGUUCUGGACUGCAUAUGCAUGCCUUGCCACAACGGUUGAGCGGGAGUUCCAGCAGGCUCUCGUUCUGCUUCAAUCACUGCUCACCCAGAUUGACCUCAAUGACAAAGAGAUCACGUCAUAUAUAUCGUCUCAUCGACCUAGGGAUUGGUCCGGAUUUGCCACUCUCCAAGCUUCACUGCUUACUGGCUUGCGAUCUUCUGUCACGUCCAACUUGACCUUCACCAUACUGCAGAUGCUGGUGGCCGUAGAUGACGGUGAGCUGAUUGACCCAUCGGAGGGCCGCCUGAGGGAUGUCUACACAGCCUCACUUCCGUGGCUCCUGCAGGCGAAGUCGUCGGAGACCUACGACGAGUCUCUCCUACAUUUUGCGAGGAACCUGUCGCGCCUAGCUGAAAAAGAGGAAAGGCAAAGUAUCAGUCGAAUUCUAGACUCUUUCGCCAACAGACGGUUCCGUACCACCGAGGAUUUCUUGCGGCAGUCAGUCGGAAGUCUCAGGGAGCACUAUGGGAUAGAUCAUUGGGCCGAGGUCGUUACUCUGCUCCUCAGUCUGACCUUGAAUAACCAACGGUGGCUACGGAUACACUCCUUGCAAAUACUUAAGGUACUUUUCCAGCAGAGAGAGACGCGACAACCUGUCGACCGUCUAGGGUCGGAGCUGCUCAUGCCUCUACUGCGACUAUUGGAGACUGAUCUCGCGCCAGAAGCACUCAGCGUUCUUGAGGAACCUAUGACGAUUUCAGGAGGUCCAUCGGCGAAGCACGUCCUUCGUAUGAGCAUGAAUAUGAAGGCGAUGCCGCAGCACGUUGAAGUUACUGAUAUUUUCGGUAUUCCAGAGGAAUCCGGUUGGUGUGUGGCUCGACCUAGCCUUGCACAAGAAAUAUGUCGUGCCAACGUCAUUGCUGUCUUCGAUACGUGUAAGGUACCGACCCGGCCGUCGCGAAUCGAUUUCCAUCCCGACGAAAUCGAGGCCACCAUAGAUCGUCCGGACGAUAACUUGGGUGACCUCGUGCAAAAUCUCCACGAGCUCAGUAUGUUCUUCCAAGAGGGAGACUCUGAGGAGCGGGGCCAAGUCCAUGUGCCAUUGCCCACCCGGCAGGUGGAAGCCCGAGUGGCUGCGAUCCUGGCCAAGUCGACGGACAGCGCGACGGACGCCCCACAGACACCAUUCGCAGAUGUCUUCGAGAUCAAUGAUUUAUCUGGGUUCGAAGAUUCAGAUGAGGACUCUGGCAGUGACUCCGAAUCGGAUGCUUUCGUAUUUGAUUCCCUUGAUCAUCUUUCACUCUCACAUAGCAAUUCUCUCAACGGAUUCUAUCAAUAG